AUGGCCCACGACGACGACAUCGCCUCCGUAGCUGUGCGCUCGGCCAAAGACGAACCCGCCACAUCGCACCCUGUCCCCCCCGCCGAAGGUACGAAGAAUGAAGCAAUGUUCUCCGAAGCAGCGACGGGACAGAGAAACCCCGUCGGCUCACGGCUGGGUUCUUUGCUCCACUCGUUCGAGCGGCAGCUCGUCGAGUAUAACCUCGAGGCGCGCGGCAUUGAGCGGGUUGCGCCAGAGGACCGCAUGAAGCGAUUGUCCGCGAUGUCGUAUCUGCAGGCGUUUCUGCUGUGGGUGUCGAUCAACCUGGCGGCGAAUAAUAUUACGUUAGGUAUGCUGGGGCCUGCGGUGUACGGGCUGAGUUUCCGGGACUCAGCGCUCUGUGCUGUCUUUGGGACUUUUGCAGGUGGUCUGGUUGCUUCGUGGAUGGCUACGUGGGGUCCUGUUUCUGGGAUCCGGACUAUGGCGUUCGGCCGAUACUCGAUGGGAUGGUGGCCGAGCAAGGUUGUCGUUCUGCUUAAUCUUGUGCAAAUGAUUGGGUAUGGCUUGAUCGACUGUGUUGUUGGUGGCCAGAUCUUGUCGGCUGUUUCUCCACAUGGCAGUCUGUCGGUUGCAGUCGGUAUUGUGAUCAUCGCUGUUAUCAGUUGGGCUGUGGCCACGUUUGGAAUCCAAGUUUUCCAUUAUUAUGAACGAUAUGCAUUCCUUCCGCAAUUGAUCGUCUUCUGCAUCUUAUUUGGCGUGUCGUCAACCAAAUUCGACCUAGCCACUGCCACCGUGGGCGAUGCUCGAACAGUAGCCGGUAAUAGGCUAUCAUUCUUCUCCAUCUGCCUCAGCGCCGCAAUUACCUACGCACCACUAGCAGGCGAUUUCUUCGUCUACUACCCUGAACAAACGUCCCGAACCAAAAUCUUCACACUCACUCUAACCGGCCUAGUCAUCUCCUUCACCUUCGCCCUCGUGUCAGGAAUUGGCCUCGGCUCCGGCAUAACCACUCACCCCGAAUAUGCCGCAGCAUACAACGUCGGCCAAGGCGCCCUGAUUGUCGAAGGCUUCGGUCCUCUCCACGGCUUCGGUAAAUUCUGCUCCGCAAUCGUCGCCCUCGGCCUCAUCGCCAACACCGUCCCUCCCACAUACUCCUCCAGUGUCGACUUCCAGAUCCUGGGCCGCUAUGCCGAAGCCGUGCCCCGCGUCAUCUGGAAUACCGUCGGCGUGAUCAUCUAUACCGCCUGCGCUCUCGCGGGCCGUGAACACCUCUCGGAGAUAUUCACCAAUUUCCUCGCCCUCAUGGGCUACUGGGUGGCUAUCUGGUUCGCGAUCGUGCUGGAAGAGUACCUGAUCUUUCGCCGUCGGUGCGGGUACAAUUGGGCUGCGUGGCGCGAUCCCAAGAAGCUCCCCAUUGGCAUUGCAGGAUUCAUCGCGUUUGUCGUUGGCUGGGUCGGUGCUAUCCUGUGCAUGGCUCAGGUUUGGUACAUCGGGCCCCUGGCAAAGCUUGUCGGGGCUUACGGUGCUGAUAUGGGGAACUAUGUCGGUUUCUCGUGGGCCCUGCUCGUCUUCCCUCCUCUUAGAUGGCUAGAGCUGCGCUUCUUCGGCCGGUAA
Messenger RNA from Penicillium chermesinum, 1593 nucleotides. RefSeq names its product purine-cytosine permease family protein. Bases 1 to 1593 code for a protein of 530 amino acids. Gene Ontology annotation, biological process: transmembrane transport. The transcript is spliced from 6 exons. Lineage: Eukaryota; Fungi; Ascomycota; Eurotiomycetes; Eurotiales; Aspergillaceae. Gene Ontology annotation, molecular function: transmembrane transporter activity. The record is from RefSeq and is a predicted model, not a curated record. Gene Ontology annotation, cellular component: plasma membrane; fungal-type vacuole membrane.